Hipposideros armiger (great roundleaf bat) is the source of this 2471-nucleotide messenger RNA. It is a transcript of the gene ILDR1, whose product is annotated as immunoglobulin like domain containing receptor 1. Gene Ontology annotation, cellular component: plasma membrane. Bases 197 to 1840 code for a protein of 547 amino acids. The transcript is spliced from 8 exons. NCBI's taxonomy places the organism in Eukaryota, Metazoa, Chordata, Mammalia, Chiroptera, Hipposideridae. The record is from RefSeq and is a predicted model, not a curated record. Gene Ontology annotation, molecular function: high-density lipoprotein particle receptor activity.
GCCUCAGGUGGGGAUGAGCCGGCCGGUACCCGCCCUCUGACCAGGGCGAGCGGGCCCUACCGCCGCGCUGCGCUGAGUGAGGGGGAAGCGGAGGGAUUCCUGGAGAAGUGCUGCGUCUUGGGGCGGCAGCUGAUCAGGAGAGACACCCAGUGCCCCCAAAAGCCCCUGAGCUGAAAGGGGCCAGAGAGGGGCUGUCAUGGGCCCUGAGCUACCUGCAUCUUGGCUGCUGCUCUUCACCUGGCUCCCAGCAGGGUGCCUGUCCUUGCUGGUGACGGUCCAGCACACAGAGCGCUAUGUCACCCUGUUUGCCUCUGUCAUCCUCAAAUGUGACUACACCACCUCUGCCCAGCUUCAGGACGUGGUGGUGACAUGGCGCUUCAAGUCCUUCUGCAAGGACCCCAUCUUUGACUACUACUCUGCAUCAUACCAGGCCGCGUUGUCCCUGGGCCAGGACCCAUCCAAUGACUGCAAUGACAGCCAGCGGGAGGUUCGAAUCGUGGCCCAGAGGCGGGGGCAGAAUGAGCCCGUGCUGGGGGCGGAUUACCGGCAGCGCAAGAUCACUAUCCAGAACCGAGCAGAUCUCGUAAUUAAUGAAGUGAUGUGGUGGGACCAUGGAGUGUAUUAUUGCACCAUUGAGGCUCCCGGGGACACAUCAGGAGACCCAGAUAAGGAGGUGAAACUCAUUGUCCUGCAUUGGUUGACUGUGAUCUUCAUCAUUCUGGGAGCUCUCCUCCUAAUCCUGCUGAUUGGAGUGUGCUGGUGCCAGUGCUGUCCUCAGUAUUGCUGCUGCUACGUCCGCUGCCCCUGCUGUCCCAACCGUUGCUGCUGCCCCGAGGAAGCCCUGGCCCGCCACCGCUACAUGAAGCAGGCUCGGGCCCUAGGUACUCAGAUGAUGGAAAAACCCCUGUACUGGGGGGCGGACAGGAGCUCCCAGUUUUCAUCUUAUCCAAUGAACCAACUGCUGCAGCGAGAUUUGUCCCUGCGAUCCAGCCUCCCACAGAUGCCAAUGACCCAGACCACUGCUCACCCUCCCAUCAGCAACGGUGUCCUAGAGUAUUUGGAGAAAGAGCUACGGAACUUCAACCCUGCCCAGCCUCUGCCCGCUGACCUCAAAGCCUUAUCUGGCCAACCACACAGCAAGCUGUCCUCCCUGGGCUCUGAGGUGGUGGAACGCAGAAUCAUCCACCUGCCCCCGCUAAUCAGAGACCUGCCGUCUUCCAGGAGGGCCAGCAACUCCUCCCGCCAGCAAUGGCUCACCCCAACGCCCCCUGGACUCUGGGACCUGAGGGAGGAAAGAAGGCAGCACCACCACUCUGAUUUCCACCAUGAGCUCCAGGACCCGGAACCUAAACGCUGGGCGUUGGAGCGAAGGGAGCUGGACCAACUACGGAAUGGAAGGCACCGCAGCUCCAGGCCGAACAGGUCGCCCAUCCCCUGGUCAGACAGGGACAGCCUCAGCGAUGGCCUUUCGUCCAGCGAGGACCGCUGGCGGCCCAACCACCCCCCUAUCCGGAACCGCUACCCAGACAGACCGCACAGGCCCAGCCCCCGGGAGAGCGCCCUGAGGCACCAGAGGCGGAGGCACCGGAGCUACUCCCCGCCCCUCCCCUCAGGCCUCAGCUCUUGGAGCUCCGAGGAGGAGAAGGAGAGGCUACCCAGGAGCCGGAGCCGGGGGACCCACCGCCGCCGCCGCUCCCACUCCCCAAACUGGCCUGAGGAGAAGCCACCCAGCUACCGCUCACUGGAUGUCAUCCCAGGCAAGAAUGGCAGGAAAAAAGGGAGUGUGGAGAGGCGCUCGGAGAGAGAGAGCUCCCAUAGUGGAAGGAGUGUGGUCAUUUAGUCACCGGGCACAGCAAUACUUCUGUGACUACUCAGCUCCUGCAUGUCAUCAGCACCACCUAGAUUUCCAAGUGACUUGGGAAGGACACCGCAAGUCUGUAUCUAACAGUUUUGGACUUAGAUUCUGAGAAUCAAAUAGAAGAAUUUUAAAAACAGAGUUUGAGAAAUUAAUAACUUGGUUUUGGCGUUGGUUCACACUCUGCAUAUUUAGAUAGUCUCUGACUUGUAGUGGACCCAAAUGGGAUGUGAUCCCUCAAGAACUUAGUAGCCUGAGUCUUCAGCUAGGUUACACUGCUCAGAACCAUGACCAUUCUUAAAGUGAGAACUCAGGAAUCUUUAAGAAAAAAACAAAACAUGUUUCAAGAGCACAAAAUCUAUAGAGCACUAUAGGGAAAUUUCCAUGGGUACUUGUCUCCCUCUGUAGCAUAUCUGGAGGGUCCCUCCAUGUUAGGAGUCCACCUUGCUGCCACCAUGUCCCAUCCUGAGUGCUCCUGAGGGUCCAGUCAGAGAUGGCACAGGGAAUACUCCAGCAGUGUGCCCUCUCUUGGGCUAUUUAUUGCAAGUGUAGAAAAUCACAAAGAAGCAGUUUUGCACCAGCCUUACUCCAGUCCCUUGUUUUCCUCUUGUUUUUG